Messenger RNA from Aspergillus fijiensis CBS 313.89, 1077 nucleotides. RefSeq names its product NAD(P)-dependent alcohol dehydrogenase. Gene Ontology annotation, biological process: alcohol metabolic process. Gene Ontology annotation, molecular function: alcohol dehydrogenase (NADP+) activity; zinc ion binding. Lineage: Eukaryota; Fungi; Ascomycota; Eurotiomycetes; Eurotiales; Aspergillaceae. Bases 1 to 1077 code for a protein of 358 amino acids. The record is from RefSeq and is a predicted model, not a curated record. The transcript is spliced from 3 exons.
AUGACUGACUACAAGUUCGAAGGAUGGAUGGGCCUCGACAAGGACUCGGUCGACGGCAAGAUGGUCUGGCAGGAGUUUGAGCCCAAGCCGUGGGAAGAGACCGAUGUCGACAUCAAGGUCUCUCAUUGCGGUAUCUGUGGUUCCGAUCUUCACACUCUGCACAGUGGAUGGAAGCCAACCCUCUACCCCUGCUGUGUCGGCCAUGAGAUCGUCGGUGUCGUCGUCCGCGUCGGCUCCCAGGUCAGCGACAUCAAGCUCGGGGACCGCGUCGGUGUCGGCGCGCAGAGCGAUUCCUGCCAGGGCCGUCUCGGCGACUGCGCCGAGUGCGCCAUGGGCUGGGAGCAGUACUGCCCCCACAAGUGGGUGGGCACCUACAACAGCGUCCACCUCAACGGCGGCAAGUCCUACGGCGGCUAUGCGCUGUACAACCGCGUCCCCGCCCGAUUCGCCAUCAAGAUCCCCGACGGCAUCCCCUCCGCCGAGGCCGCCCCCAUGCUGUGCGGCGGUGUCACCCUCUACAGCCCGCUGAAGCACAACGGCUGCGGCCCCGGCAAGCGCGUCGGUAUCAUCGGUGUCGGUGGCCUGGGCCACUUCGGUGUCAUGUUCGCCAAGGCGAUGGGCGCCGACAAGGUCGUCGCUAUUUCGCGCAAGGCGGGCAAGGCGGCGGAUGCCUUGAAGAUGGGCGCGGAUCUGUACAUCGCUACGGAUGAUGAGCCCGAUUGGGCCACCAAGUACGCCAAGUCGUUGGAUUUGAUCAUCUCCACUGUUUCAUCCACGAAGAUGCCCAUGGAACAGUACGUCGGUCUGCUGGCGGUCAAUGGUACUCUGUGCCAGGUCGGUCUGCCGGAGGAUGGCACCCUGGUGGCGCCCGUUAAGCCUCUCAUCCGUCGGCUGAAGGUGACUAGCUCGUUGGUUGGCAGCCCUGAUGAGAUCCGCGAGAUGUUCCAGCUGGUUCUGAACAAGGGCGUCAAGCCUUGGAUCGAGGAGGUCCCGAUGAAGAAUGCCAAUGAAGCCAUUGUCAACAUGCAUGCUGGCAAGGCCAGGUACCGCUACGUGUUGGUUAAUGAGGAGCACUAG